Molecule: messenger RNA, 2553 nt
Organism: Hibiscus syriacus
Lineage: Eukaryota; Viridiplantae; Streptophyta; Magnoliopsida; Malvales; Malvaceae
Product: probable inactive receptor kinase At1g48480
Exons: 2
Coding region: 185-2149 (654 amino acids)
Biological process (GO): protein phosphorylation
Molecular function (GO): ATP binding; protein kinase activity; protein binding
Source: RefSeq, a predicted model, not a curated record
CACUUCUUCUUCUUCCUUUUUGUCAUUCGUCACUACCCUCACCCACUCUUUGCUCUUUCAUUAUCACUCUUUUCUUUUCUUCUUUCAAUGCCUUCAAAUCUAGUGUAAGGGAGAAAGAAAAGAAUAGCAGUUUCAGGUCAAAAUCCAGCCCACAUUGCCCUCCUUGUCUUUACCAGCACCAAAAAUGGCAACUCGGAUUCUUUUCACUGCCAUUCUUUCUUUCCUAUUACUGCAGCUCGCCGAACUAGACCUUGUCACCGACAGAGCAGCGCUUUUGGCGCUCCGUUCUUCGGUCGGAGGCCGAACCCUCCUCUGGAAUAUCUCCAACCAGAGUCCAUGCUCCUGGGCUGGUAUUACGUGCGAGCAGAACCGCGUUACGGUGCUUAGGCUACCUGGUGUUGCUCUCUCUGGUGAAAUCCCCACUGGAAUUCUCGGAAACUUGACUGAACUGCGCACCCUCAGUCUCCGUUUCAACUCUUUAACCGGACGACUCCCUUCGGAUCUUGCUCUUUGUCGAAAUCUCCGGAACUUUUACUUGCAGGGAAACCGUUUCUCCGGUGAGGUACCGGAGUUUAUGUUUGGUCUUCAUGCUUUAGUGAGGCUAAAUAUUGGUGGGAAUAAUUUUACUGGUGAAAUUCCAGUUGGGUUCAACAAAUUGGCGAGGUUAAGAACUUUACUUCUUGAUAGCAACAGCUUUUCUGGCUCGGUCCCUGAUUUGAGUUCUUUGAAGAAUCUCGGUCAGUUUAAUGUGUCAAGUAAUUUGUUGAACGGCUCAAUUCCCAAGGGGUUGCAGAAAUAUGGAUCCGAUGCGUUUCUGGGGAAUUUGCUUUGUGGGCAGCCCCUCGACAAGCCUUGCCCUGCUACAGCUACUGCUGCUCCUGGGAAUGCAAGUGAGCCUGCUAAUCCAAUGAAUGGGAAUAAACCAGAGAAAAAUGAGAAGAAGAAGAGCAAGUUGUCUGGUGGAGCAAUUGCAGGUAUUGUUAUCGGAUCUGUGCUGGGAUUCCUACUGAUUGUUAUGAUUUUGAUGAUUUUAUGUAGAAAGAAGAGUAGCAAGAAAACGAGGUCAGUUGAUAUUGCUUCGAUUAAAAAUAAAGAAAUGGAGAUUCCCGGGGAGAAAUCUGAAAUGGAGAAUGGUGGAUAUGGGAAUGGGAGUGGGCAUUCAGUGGCCGCGGCCGCUGCAGCUGCAAUGGCGGGUGGCGGUGGAGCCAAAGCGGCUGAAAAUAGUGGGAGUGGAGCUAAAAAGUUGGUUUUCUUUGGGAAUGCGACGAGAGUGUUCGAUUUGGAGGAUUUGUUGAGAGCUUCUGCAGAGGUCUUAGGCAAAGGAACGUUCGGAACAGCAUAUAAAGCGGUGUUGGAAGGUGGAAAUGCAGUGGCUGUUAAGAGGCUCAAGGAUGUCACAGUAUCGGAUGGCGAAUUUAAGGAGAAGAUUGAAGGGGUUGGAGAUAUGGAUCAUCAACAUUUGGUCCCCCUCAGAGCUUACUAUUUUAGUAGGGAUGAGAAGCUUCUUGUCUAUGAUUACAUGCCCAUGGGAAGCUUAUCUGCGCUUUUGCAUGGGAAUAAAGGGGCCGGAAGGACUCCGCUGAACUGGGACAUUAGAUCUGGAAUUGCUCUUGGAGCUGCCUGUGGAAUCGAAUACCUGCACUCUCGAGGGCCUAAUGUCUCUCACGGAAACAUUAAAUCGUCGAAUAUCCUCCUCACUAAAUCGUAUGAAGCACGAGUCUCGGAUUUUGGCCUGGCAGACAUUGUAGGGCCUUCGUCUAGUCCAAAUAGAGUUCUCGGGUACAAGGCACCUGAGGUGACUGACCCCCUCAAAGUGUCUCAAAAGGCUGAUGUUUAUAGCUUCGGUGUGCUGCUUUUGGAGCUAUUGACUGGGAAAGCCCCCACCCAUUCGAUCUUGAACGAAGAAGGAAUUGACCUCCCGAGGUGGGUGCAGUCUGUUGUUCGUGAGGAAUGGACUUCCGAGGUGUUUGAUCUUGAGCUCCUCAGGCAUCAGAAUGUGGAGGAAGAGAUGGUCCAACUCUUGCAACUCGCAGUAGAUUGUGCUGCACAAUACCCUGACAAGCGUCCUACCAUAUCUCAAGUGAGAAACCGAAUUGAGGAGUUACGCAGCUCUAGUUUGCGAGACGAUCUAAAUGUACAUCCUGCCUGAUUAAGAUCAAUGAGGAAGAUGGCGGCUCCGGACGAGUUAGCUGAUUAGCUAAAGCAGGCCAUCAUACAUCAUUUCGUAUGAUGGGUGGUAGUGGUAAAUGGAUUAUCAAACCCCCUUCUAAUAUUUCUUUUUCAACGUCCAUAAUUAGCAUGUUUAGUUUGGUGGUCUUAGGCCUUGUUGUAUGCUUCACUCUAUCUCAGUUUCAUAUUCCUUUAAUAGGCGCCAUUGUAAUUUUCAUUGUCAUCUUCUUCUUCUUCUUCCCAUCUAAUUCUCCCAUUGGCUGUUGGAUUGUAUUUCUUUUCUUUUUCAUUUAUACUUUGAGGUGGAAAUGUGUUCUAAUGUGGUUGGUGUUGGGUGGAUAUUGGUAGUUGUAAUUAUUACCUUUGCAUUUUGCAUUUGCAGCU